GCCUGUUCGGGUGAAUAAUAUUAGCAAGAUGGCGGCGGCUCCGGCAGGAAGCGGUGUAGAUGUUCAGGCACGAUUUGGCCACUCAGUGAAGGGACUGCUGACCGAGAAGGUGACCAGCUGCGGUACAGAUGUCAUCGCCCUCACUAAACAGGUGUUGAAAGGCUCCCGGAGCGCCGAGUUCCUAGGGCAGGCUGCCAGAAACAUGGUGAUGCAAGAGGAUGCCAUAUUGCACUCAGAAGAUAGUUUAAGAAAAAUGGCCAUUAUAACCACUCACCUGCAGUACCAGCAAGAAGCUAUUCAGAAAAACGUUGAACAGUCUUCAAAUUUGCGUGAUCAACUGAGCCACCUUCUUCUGAAAUGAAGAGAAAUUAUGCAUGUUAUUAAAAAGCAGCUAGAAACUGAUGGGAGAAAACACAUCUUGGGACUUGCGUAGACCCUUUCCCUGUUCCCUAUACAUCCUCAGCAGAAGCACUGUGGGACUGACCUAGUCCAAAACUCAUUUGCUAAUUGUGAUGAUGCCAAGUAUAUGUUGCUCUAUGUAUAACUCUCUGACCUGGGAAUGGGAACAGCCCUUAAUUUUUUAAUUGCAGAUCUUGCAUUUGUAAAAGGCCAGUUAUUUCCUUUUAUUUAUUUCUUGUUCUUUUCUCUUUAGGGAGUUAAGACGCAGCAGGAUAAAUUUUCCAAAGAAUUUAUACUUCUGCAGAUCACAAAUCAUACACCUUGUUUUC
Elgaria multicarinata webbii is the source of this 728-nucleotide messenger RNA. It is a transcript of the gene BORCS7, whose product is annotated as BLOC-1 related complex subunit 7. The record is from RefSeq and is a predicted model, not a curated record. NCBI's taxonomy places the organism in Eukaryota, Metazoa, Chordata, Lepidosauria, Squamata, Anguidae. The coding region runs from base 29 to 361 and encodes 110 amino acids. The transcript is spliced from 5 exons. Gene Ontology annotation, cellular component: BORC complex.